AUGGCCCCACGUUCCAGGGGAGAGGGGCAGGGACUCCCUCUGAAUCUGGACCAGAUUCCGGCUUCUCCGGGUCUGGGUCCUCUCUCCUCAGUCCUCUCUCCUCUGUCCUCUCUCCUCUGUCCUCUCUCCUCUGUCCUCUCUCCUCAGUCCUCUCUCCUCAGUCCUCUCUCCUCUGUCCUCUCUCCUCUGUCCUCUCUCCUCUGUCCUCUCUCCUCAGUCCUCUCUCCUCAGUCCUCUCUCCUCAGUCCUCUGUCCUCUCUCCUCAGUCCUCUCUCCUCAGUCCUCUGUCCUCUCUCCUCUGUCCUCUCUCCUCAGUCCUCUCUCCUCUGUUCUCUCUCUUCUGUCCUCUCUCCUCUGUCCUCUCUCCUCUGUCCUCAGUCCUCUCUCCUCUCUCCUCAGUCCUCAGUCCUCUCUCCUCUGUCCUCUGUCCUCAGUCCUCUCUCCUCAGUCCUCAGUCCUCUCUCCUCUCUCCUCUGUCCUCAGACCUCAGUCCUCAGUCCUCUGUCCUCAGUCCUCUCUCCUCUGUCCUCUCUCCUCUGUCCUCUCUCCUCUGUCCUCUAUCCUCUGUCCUCUCUCCUCUGUCCUCUCUCCUCUGUCCUCUCUCCUCUGUCCUCUGUCCUCUCUCCUAUGUCCUCUCUCCUCUGUCCUCAGUCCUCUCUCCUCUGUCCUCUGUCCUCUCUCCUCUGUCCUCUCUCCUCUGUCCUCUCUCCUCUGUCCUCUCUCCUCUGUCCUCUGUCCUCUGUCCUCUGUCCUCUCUCCUCUGUCCUCUGUCCUCUCUCCUCUGUCCUCUCUCCUCUGUCCUCUCUCCUCUCUCUUCUCUCCUCUGUCCUCUGUCCUCUCUCCUCUGUCCUCUCUCCUCUGUCCUCUGUCCUCUCUCCUCUCUCCUCUGUCCUCCCUCCUCUGUCCUCUCUCUUCUCUGUCCUCUCUCCUCUCUCCUCUCUCCUCUCUCCUCUGUCCUCUGUCCUCUCUCCUCUGUCCUCUGUCCUCUCUCCUCUCUCCUCUGUCCUCUCUCCUCUCUCCUCUGUCCUCUCUCCUCUGUCCUCUCUCCUCAGUCCUCUCUCCUCAGUCCUCUCUCCUCUCUCCUCUGUCCUCUCUCCUCUCUCCUCUCUCCUCUGUCCUCUCUCCUCUCUCUGUCCUCUCUCCUCUGUCCUCUCUCCUCUGUCCUCUCUCCUCAGUCCUCUCUCCUCAGUCCUCUCUCCUCUGUACUCUGUCCUCAGUCCUCUCUCCUCUGUUCUCUCUCCUCUGUCCUCAGUCCUCUCUCCUCAGUCCCACCCAUAA
This is a messenger RNA of Knipowitschia caucasica, 1278 nucleotides long. NCBI's taxonomy places the organism in Eukaryota, Metazoa, Chordata, Actinopteri, Gobiiformes, Gobiidae. The record is from the annotation of a GenBank genome assembly.